AUGGAUAGGACGACCAAGGAGAGGUGGGAGUCCUCUCUUGUGACGUCCACAGAGUAUCCAAAAUUUGACAAACUGGUCGAAUUCAUAACAGCGAGAGUACGGAUCCUGGAGUCUCUCAGUACAGAUCAAGCGAAGACGGCUCAACCGAAGCCGGUUCCACAAAGGCAAGCAGCCCAACUAGCAGGAGCAAGCAGACUGGCUCACGCCGCAGCCAGUAGGCCACCCUACGCAGCAGCUCAACCGAGACCGCCAGUUCAAGCCAAAUCGCCGGCUCAGCAGUACUCGUAUCAAGAACCGUUUGGCUGUUCCGAAAUUUCAUUCAUCUCCGAAGAUCUCACCAGCCUGCUCAACCUUCGGAGACACCGAUCAUCCAUCACAAUAAUUGGUGUUGGUGGAACAAAAUCAACUGAAACUUGCGAUGUGGUGGACAUCACGCUGCAGUCAACACACUCACAACAGGCUAUUUCAAUGCAGGCUCACGUGCUCACAGCCGUAUCGACAAUCCUGCCAUCGUUCUCACUGAGAACUCCGGAUUGGCCUCACAUAAAAAAAUUGAGGUUGGCGGACAAUGUUUUCAUGACACCCCGACCAAGUCGACUUAAUCAUUGGAGCGGAUUUCUACGGAAAGAUCAUCAAGCCAAACAUCAUCAAGGGAUCACCAACAACACCAAUUGCUCAACUUUCCAUUUUUGGAUGGCUCUUGCUCACGAAGAUCAAAGCAAUCUGCAGGAGCUGUUCACCAAAUUCUGGGUUCAAGAGGAGUCACCAAUGGACGCCCCAAGCUCGCUCACCCAAGAAGAAGAAGAAUGCAAAGCCCAUUUCUGUGCGACUCACUCUCGUGACCACACAGGAAGGUACAUCGUUCGCAUCCCACUCAAAGCACCAGCAUCACUUCUAGGCAAUUCACACAAGAUUGCUCAACAAUGUCUACAAAGCACAUUGCGACGACUCGCCAAGGAUUCAACAUACAACCAGCUCUACGUCGAGUUCAUGAAAGAGUACGAAGAAUUAGGACACAUGGUAAAGGCUUCAGAUCAUUCACGGAUCACAUCAAGAGAGGCUGAGAACAUUGGGCCUGAUAGGGAGAUGACCUUGGCACAUGAUGCUUCGGCAUCAGGAGGAUGUUCUAAUUUGGCUUUGCCAUUAUCACCACAUUUUUGCCACAGACAUCACAAAAGUGCAGUUCACAGGGAUGAUUGGGAUCUCCAGCGAAUCUUUUGGAUCGAUGAAGACCGCAAUGUCAUCCCUUACCAGCUCACAACGGUCACGUAUGGCACAAAGGCGGCUCCCUUCCUGGCGACACGAGCACUUAUGCAGCUGGUUCACGAUGAGGGUCAUCGAUUCCCUCUGGUAACGUCUUCGCUCACACAUGGCAGAUAUGUAAACGAUAUCUUUGGAGGAGCAGACUCAAUAUCGGAACUUGUGGAGGUCGCUCACCAGCUGAUUGCAUUGUGCAACGCGGGCGGAUUUCCACUCGCAAAAUGGCAUGCGACUCACCCAGAUUUACUAAGGGCUGUUUCGUCAUCCACACAAUCGUCAACUCCCAUCUCAUUUGACGACUAUGCUACCAAAUUACUCGGAAUUCAAUGGAUGCCUCAAACCGACACAUUUGGCUUUUCAUCAACCUUGACUGAUCAACCAAGUAAGUGUUCCAAACGCCUCGUAUUGUCCGAAGUGGCUCGGAUAUUUGAUCCAUUAGGUUUUGUCUCACCGCAUAUUUCAACGGUGGAAAUUCAUGGGUUCUCUGAUGCUUCUCAACUUGCCAUGGCAGCAGUGAUUUACAUCACUGUUAGCUCGCCGUCCAACAACUCAACGACGUCAAUUGUCUGUUCCAAGACGAAAGUUACACCACUGAAGAGGCUCACCAUCCCCAGAUUGGAGCUGUCUGCAGCACUCCUACUGGCAAAGCUCGCCAAAUAUAUUCAAACAACGCUCAAGGUGAAGAUCAACGCAACGCACCUGUGGACGGAUUCUCAAGUCUCACUCAUAUGGAUCAAAUCGCAAGCAUCACGUUGGAAGGAUUAUGUUCGGAACAGAGUUAUUCAGAUCCAAGAACUCACCCCAAAUGCGCAUUGGAGGCAUGUUCCAGGUACUUCUAAUCCAGCCGACUGUGCUUCCCGAGGCAUUUCGACAGAUCAACUCCAACGACUAGAGCUCUGGUGGAAAGGUCCGUCAUGGAUGGCUCUAGAUCACGAUCAUUGGCCGGAGCAAAAGGAAUUCUCAACUCUAACCAGCGAGCUCGAAGUGAGACCUAAUGUCUCACUCUUUGCUUCAGCUCAAAAGCUAAGUUAUCAUUGGGAUCUCAUUUACAAAUAUUCGUCUCUUAUUAAGCUGUAUAGACUGACUGCACUUUGUUUCAGGUUUGCCUCGCGGCUUAAGAGAAAGCUCGAAGCUCCACCCGUGAUCAUCAUUCCAUCCUGCGAUAUGGAGAAGGCGCAGCUCUUUUGGAUAAAAGCGACUCAGCACUUGUACUUCGCCAACGAAAUCAAGAUGCUCAACUCAGGCUCAACCCUGCAUACAACUCACCUCUUCUGUCGCCUCACCGCCUUCAUCGAUUCGCAGGAAACAGUACGAGUAGGAGGAAGACUUACCAAUACAACGCUCAGCAGGGAUGGGAAACAUUCAGCGAUCCUCCCACGGGACGCUUACCUGUCGAAGAUCAUCAUUGAAGACGCUCACAAGCGAACAUUCCACGGAGGAACGCAGCUCACGCUUGCAUAUAUUCGACAACGGCAUUGGGUCAUCGGUGGAAGAGCUCCUGUAAAAUCUCACAUAUUGAGAUGUGUCGUGUGUGCUCGACCGAUCACAAUGAAAAGUUCAAAGGGAAGAGGCUCGAAAACGAUCAAAGGAUGGAUCUGUAUUUUUGUAUGUUUCUCCUCAUCGGCAGUUCACCUGGAGGUUGUCAGCAAUUACUUAACCGAAGGAUUUCUGGCAGCCUACAGAAGAUUUUCAUCACGAAGAGGGAUCGCUCACAAAUUGUAUUCUGACUGUGGUACAAAUUUCAUUGGAGUCCAAGCAGAGCUCAAACACAGCACUCAAUGGAUGUUCAACCCACCAGCUGCUCCUCACAUGGAAGGAAAAUGGAAAGCGGUGGUAAAAUCGAUCAAGUACCAUCUGAGGAGAACUAUUGAUCGAAGCGGUGCUCAACUCAAGACCAUUGGAGCCGCUCAGCGACGAUUCCGACGACAUCUCUGUGCUCACCCCAGGACACUUCCUAAUCGGUUCAGCGCUCAAUACGAUCCCAAAACCAUCGCUGCUGGAAGUUUCACCAGGUCGGCUGUCCAAAUAGCAACUAAUCCAGCAAAGGGUUCAGCACUUCUGGUCUCAAUGGUCACGACACUACCUGCAGAGACUUCAGUCAAUUUCAAAGUGGCACCAUCCAUCUCACGACAUCAAGACAGGCUCGUUGGUGCUGCUCAUGGACGAGCAUCUUCCACCAAGCAAGUGGCCACUCGCAAGAGUGACCAAAGUUCACACCGGAGUCGUCAAAAUACUCAAGACUCAACGACUGUUUCAACAAUGAAUCGUGCAAACCAACAAGUAUUUUCCUAUGCGUCUACUGUUCAAGCUACUACCUUUCCAACCAAAGAUCAAGCAAUUGUUGCCAAUGCUGUGGAAGGUAUCACUAUAAAAGAAUACGUUAGUGCAAUAGGAUUACUGAUUAACCCAUCGAAUAUCAGAUUUGUUUCCAGAAUUUCUAAAAACAGAGUUUGUAUGCAUUUGGCAAGUCAAGAAAUAGCAAAUAAGCUCACAGAGAAUAAUGAAACGCUCAUAUUAUGA
This is a messenger RNA of Osmia lignaria (orchard mason bee), 3780 nucleotides long. The record is from RefSeq and is a predicted model, not a curated record. Lineage: Eukaryota; Metazoa; Arthropoda; Insecta; Hymenoptera; Megachilidae.